UUCCGAGGACUUUUUUCGUCGGUAUGUCCUCGGAAUAGCGUUAUUCCGACGACAUACCGACGAUUUUUUCCCUCAGUAUCCCGAUGUUUUCUUGUAGUGUGAAGACUUCCACAAUUUCAGAAUCAGCCAACGUGAACAUGACUCUUGUUAAGAAUAAUCGUUAUAUAUUUGCUACAAUGGGUUAGACUACAAAACCAAAUCAUACAUACCAGUUUUCAAUAUUUUCCUGUGUUUCAAACCUGUUCUUUCCGAUGAUGAAAGUUCAUUUGCCUGUUUUCUCCAUGACUAGUUUGUUUUGGUGUGUAUUUGUCUCCAUCUUCUUAGUUAAUACUCUUGUUUCUGUGCCAUUUCCUCUUCCCAACCAAAUAGAGAUCCUUCUGGCUUUCAAGAAGGAGUUUCUAUCGCCAACCUGCAGCCCUACGGUGCUAAGCUCCUGGACAAAAAACACUCGCUCUUUCGAUGGGGUUGUGUUUGAUAACGAGACCGGUGUAGUGACGGAGCUACACCUUUCUGAAGCAUGUCUCAAAGGCACCAUCAAGAACAAUAGUAACCUCUUCAAAUUCCAUCACCUCAGGUAUCUCGAUCUCUCUUAUAACCACUUUGAAGACUCUUUCCCUUCUGAAUUUGGCAACCACUUUGAAGAAUACUCUUUCCCCUCUGAAUUUGGCGGACUCGCCAACUUAGAGUUUUUGAACUUUCGCUAUAGUGGCUUGGUUGGCGAAGUUCCAUUAUCAAUUCAUAACCUAAGCCGCCUAACCUUCCUGGACCUUUCACAAAACGAUCUCACUGGUGGCUUUCCCCUUAUAUAUAAUUUAUCCAAGCUUUCCUAUUUAGACCUUUCCUAUAAUAACUUUAUUGGAACCAUUCCUUCUUCUCUUCUCACCAUGCCUUCCCUUUUAAACCUUGAUUUGCGACAAAACGGUCUCAGAGACCCACCUGAAAAUCUAAAUUCUUCUUCAUCCUCUAAGCUUGAAAGGUUAUACCUAGGCGGAAACCUUUUUAGUGGUCGGAUACUAGAGCCUAUCUCAAAGUUAGUCAAGCUCACGUCUCUAGACCUGUCAUUUCUCAACAUGAUCUACCCAAUCAACAUAGUUUUCUUGCCACUCAAGUCUUUGGAGUAUUUGGAUCUUUCCGGCAAUACUCUAUCAAGGCUUAAUACCAGUUCCACUGACCACGCCUUACCAAAGUUGGUCGAACUGAAGUUGUCCUACUGCAACAUCUUCGAGUUCCCCAAAUUUCUUAUGACUUUACAGUCUCUGGAGUAUUUGGAUCUUUCCUGGAAUAAUCUGUUAAGGCUUAAUACCAGUUCCUACCACGCUUUAACAAAGUUGAUCGAACUGAACUUGUCCAACUGCAGCAUCUCCGAGUUCCCCAACUUGUCGAAGACUCUAAACUUGCAGCAUUUAGACAUUUCAAACAAUAGGCUCAAAGGAAAAGUGCCUGCAUGGUUAUGGACUUUGCCUGUGACCAGAUUGUCUCUGUCUCACAACUCCCUCAAUGGUUUUGAAGGUUCGCGAGAAGUGCUCGUUAAUUCGUCUCUUGAAAUGUUAGAUUUGAUGUCAAACACCUUUGGAGGGCCUUUUCCUAUUCUUCCACCAACCAUCAACUAUGUGGUUGCAUCAAAUAAUAAUUUCACAGGGGAGUUGCCUCUUUCACUAUGCAAUCCAAGGAAACUAAGUGUCCUUGAUCUAUCGUCAAACAAUUUCAGUGGUCCAAUUCCCGGAUGCUUGGGUGAUUCAAUAAAUGGAGUGAUGAAUCUCCGUAAGAACAACCUUAACGGGAACCUUCCCCAUGAAUUAUGCAGAAGUGGCUCACUAACAACAAUUGACGUUGGCCACAAUCAAAUAAGUGGGAAGCUUCCCAGGUCACUUGUAAACUGCAAAAGCCUAGAGGUUCUAAACGUGGAGAACAAUCAAAUCAAUGAAACAUUUCCUUUCUGGUUGAAGUAUUUGCCGAAUCUGAAAGUGCUUGUCCUACGAUCAAACAGAUUCUACGGUCCUAUAUAUUCUCCUCAGUACCCCCUGACGUUUUCAAAACUGAGGAUCAUUGACAUAUCACGUAACAUGUUUGACGGGAGCCUGCCACCAAAUUACUUUGUGAAUUGGAGUGCAGCCAUCAGUAGUAGUAGUAGGCUUGAGUAUGGUCGACCGCGAGUGAAACUACUUAACACAUAUGGAAGCAUUGAUUUCUCUGGAAACAGAUUUGGAGGAGAGAUUCCAGAAUCCAUUGGUCUUUUGAAGUCGCUGCUUGCCCUCAACUUAUCCAACAAUGGUUUCACCGGUCAUAUUCCAUCGUCUCUAGCUAAUCUCACAGAGCUUGAGUCACUAGAUAUAUCUAGAAACCAACUUUCUGGGACAAUUCCACAAGAGUUAGGGAAGCUCUCCUUCUUGUCGUAUAUUAACAUGUCCUUCAACAAACUCACUGGGGAAAUACCACAGGGUACCCAAUUUCAAACGCAAAAUGAGUCUGCAUUUGAAGGGAAUAUCGAUCUAUGUGGCUUUCCUCUUCAAAAGAGUUGCUCCAUGGCAAAUGUAUCAUCCCAUGCUUCCAAACCAAUGCAUAACCUCAAUUCCCGUAAACCCUUGCUGCUAUUCUCGUUCCUCAUAGUCUUUCAUUUUGUUCUCUCUUUCUCUUUUCCACUUUCAACAAGUUUGUAGCAACUUUUGAAUGCAGUCUCUUUGUAAGUUUGUGUUUACUUUAAAUAAUCAACCUAAUGAUCAUA
This is a messenger RNA of Brassica rapa (field mustard), 2722 nucleotides long. RefSeq names its product receptor like protein 27. The record is from RefSeq and is a predicted model, not a curated record. Gene Ontology annotation, molecular function: protein binding. Lineage: Eukaryota; Viridiplantae; Streptophyta; Magnoliopsida; Brassicales; Brassicaceae.